GAGGGGCCGGGCUGUUACUGUACUUUGGGCGCCCAGGCCGGCAGGCGCGCUUCGCAGUCUCCUGUCAGCGGCAAGCGCUGCCGAUUAGGGCGACCCUGGGGCGGCAGCCACCGCCUCGUGCGACGCGGCGUGGCCCUCCGGCUGCCGUCCCGGGCGGCGGGAGUUGGCGGCGGGAUGUGCUCGGCCGGGGAACUGCUGCGGGGCGGCGGCAGCGGGGAGCGCGACGAGGACGGGGACGCGCUGGCGGAGCGGGCGGCGGCUGGGACGGAGCGGGAGCCCGGAGCGAGCCCGCGGCGGCGCGGGCGGCAGCCCCAGGAGGAGAGCGAGCAGGAUAUUGAAGAAUCACAAAACCACACUGGUGAUUCUGUUGGAGAUGACUACAAAAAGAUGGGAACACUUUUUGGUGAAUUGAACAAAAGCCUCCUCAACAUGGGCUUCACAAGGAUGUAUUUUGGAGAACGAAUUGUGGAACCAGUAAUAGUCAUUUUCUUUUGGCUUAUGCUGUGGUUCCUUGGCCUACAAGCCCUUGGACUAGUUGCUGUUCUUUGCCUUGUCAUUAUUUAUGUGCAGCAGUAAAACUUGGCCAAAUGAAUUGUUAGUGACAUUUUGGUAGCCAUGUAUGUAAUUGAUGAAGUUAUACAUUUGGAAGCCAAAAAGGUUUGGCUUGUUCAGGUUGUGUGCUGGCUGUUUUGUAAUUAAAUCUGUAAGUAUGUUGUUUAAAGCUAACCUCAACUCUUGAUUUUAACAAGGUUAAAUAUAUAUUUUGAAUAUAAAUUAGCUUAUUCAAAACUCUUUUUUCAUGACUGUGAUCUGUUCCCAUAUUUAGACACCUCUAGCCCCAUGCCAAAUUUUAAAUAACACCACCAGUGAGCAGGGAAAAUAACAGGAUAUGGAGUUCAAAUCAAGCAAUAUAGUUACUAUAAAGAGUUCCAAUAAAACAUUUAAAGGAAAAAGGAAUAAACAAGCUAAAUAUAAGUUUUAAUUGGAAAACUGCUUUACCCCCACCUCUAUCAAAUAAUCUCAUAUUGGGAAUUAGUUGUAUUUCUAUUGUCCCUGGUUGGCCCAAACCAAGUAAAUGAUAGGUAUCCUACACUACCUGAAUAUUGUGAUGAAAAUGCAUAAAGCUAGCACAUUUUCUGAAAACUAAAAAGUAUAUGUUUAUUGUUCCUGGGGAAAGUCCUCAGUAUAAAUAGAAGUUUUUUAUAAUGCAACAGUUGCGCCUGGAAUUUCUCCAGUAUAUCAUUUGAAGUUUUAGACUAUUUUGGUGCUAAUUACUUUUUGUGAGUUUUUUUAAGUGUUUCACAAACCAGGCCUAUAGUUGGCUAUACCCUAUGGUAAAGCAUAUUUUCUUGUAUAUAACAACAAGUUGCAUAUUUUUCCUAGAGAGACAUUUUCAGUGCAUUUUUUUCAAUAAUUUAUAAUUUUAUAGUUCUUUUAUAAUAAUUAUUCUAAGAUUUAAAACAAUGUGUUUCCUAACUUGGCAUGAAUUUUCUCCCCCAGAAGAUGGUUCUAUAUUUUACUAUUGUUCUAAGAAAAAAAGUCGGAUCAAUUUUCCUUGAUGUCUAUAUUAGAAAGUAUCAUAUUAAAAUCAGAUGCUUAAAUUGGGAAAUUAACAACCAAUUCUAAUAUUCUUACAAGGCUAAAGCCACGUCAGUACUUGGCUACCCAUGUUAUUAGUGUGUCUUAAUUCAGCACUGUGGGGUGUGAUAUUUAAAUAAGCAUUUCUUUAAGUACAUUUUGGAAGUGGAAAUGACUGAUGGUAUUUUGGAUUUUGUUAGAGAACCUAAAAUACUUUCCUAGAAUCUAAUAUGCUUUCAUCUCAAAGACUAUUUGAACAAGGGAGAGGUAGUUAAGAUAAUUAUUUAGGAAUUCCAGUUAAGAAGGAAAACAGGACUUGGGGACAUUUUUAUCUUUGGUAGGGCAAUAACUAAAGCAUGUAGAGUGUUUAAUAUUCCAUUUUGUAAAGUUUUUACCCAAUCCAGUUUUUAAAACGAUUCUGUGAAUUCUCAGUGUCUUCCAUUCUGAAACAGAAAAUAAUGAAAAACAUUUAACUUAGAUUUCUUAAGUCAGAUAAUACUAAACAAAAAUACCUGUCAGGGGCACUAAAGUGUAUUGUACAUUUGUAUAAAUACAGGCCUUUUAAAACUGACUUUUAAAAAACAGAAGACUUUGUAUAUUUCAUUGUGUUUUUAUUGGGUUUGCAAUAUUUUUAUAGUAACCUUUAUGAACUCAGUGUAAGUGCAAGUUGUUUGAAAAGGUGUUUUCAUUUGUGUACAGUAGAAUUGUAAGAUUUUCUAAUAAAAGGUAGGGGAUUUUGUAUAUCUGCAUAAAAUAUUAAUAAGUAAUCUUUUCUAAUAUUACCAGGGAUUUUAAUUUCUGUUUAGAAUACAAAAAGACAUAGUCUACAUAAUAACAGAUAUGGUUCCACCAGUACCUACUGUUGAAAAUAUAUAAAAGGAAGUUCUAAUAGUUAUUAUUUAGUAUACUGUCAAUACUAUGCAUCUGCAUACUGGUGUUAAUAGGGUAUUAUUAAAUUAUAUAAAGAAAUAAGGACUAUUUUGCUGCUCUUCUUUCUUCAUAUGUUAUUGGUUAGGGUAGUAUGCCAUCAAGUCUUUUGGUUUGAUAUGGGAAAAAAACUACUUAUUUGAUGGAGAUAAAAUAUUUUCUUUUGUGAAAUAUUAGAAUGUAGAUUGUGCUGAUAUCCUAAAAUGAAACUGGUAAAAUUUCUUUGGUUCAUGGUAUAAAAAAGUAGAUUGAAAAUUAUUCUCAGUGAUUUCAAUGGCAAAUAUAAGGCAUUUAUAGAAACUUUUAUUGCUUAUGAAUAAAGAAAUAGAAGUUACAAUGCUAAGGCCAUUAGAUUAUUAAUGUAUACAUCACUAUACUGUCAGACCUCAAUUCAAAGAAAAGGUCAAAAUCCACAAAUAACUAUGACUAUAUACAAGAGUAAAGCAAUUAUCCUUAAAGUAAGAGAUUAAUAUUUUGUAGAAUUCAGUCCUUUCAUAUCGUGCUGUAUUAUACAAGGUAUUUCCUGUAUCUGUUCACCAGUUACAUCAUUCUUAGUCCAGGUGUGUGCUGGAGCCAGCUUGUACUAGCUUGCAGGAGCAAAGUGUAUAUUUUUUCUUUUCUGCCUUCAAUGACAUCAAGUUGGUAGCUUAAAUUGGCUGUGGUGGGAGUAUUUAUAUCAUAAAAAUUGGCAAACACUACAAAUCAAGGCUUUUUUCUUCUGAGAAGUCAGUUGUUAAAAAUACAUCAGCAUACCACUGAUUAGUCACCCUUGGAGGCCAUAUUCCCAUUUCCUCUCCUUCACACAAGAAAGGAAAGAAAAAAGAUAUGUUUUAUGAAACAAAAGAGAGUGCAUAGGUAAAGCCCCAAUGACCCAUCCAAAACUGUAUCUAGAUCUUUCCCAUGUGAGGAUUAGGGGCCAUAGUUAUCUUCUGAAACACAUUUCUAUUAAUCACAUUUCAAUCAGAGAAUAUCUGGGUUGUCACUGCAAAUCCAUGAAAGACUAUCCAGGCAAUCAGAAAAAGAUAAGCUACAGAACAGUUGGAGCACAAACCACGGAGUAAGUAAAGUUCUGUUGUGAUAUAAAUUCAAAAUAGAACUAGGCAUUGAUCAAUCAAGGGAUGUUUGGUGCAUAGGUUAUAUUUUAAGUUAAUUUACAAAUCUUUAUUUCAGGUUAUUUAAAAUUAUUUCAUUAUUGGUUUACGUCUUUACAAGGUAAAGGAAGAAGGGAAAAAAAGUCAAGUAAAACUUUCAUACCUGUUAGAACCUCUAGUAAUAAAUUUAGCCAAGAGGAAUAUAAGCUAAUUUAUAAAUUAAGGCUUCAGAAUUAUUGGUGGAUAUGGGGUCUUUCAUAACUCCUAUUUUUAUGGGCAUAUUUAUAUGCCCAACACUUAAUUUUUGGUGUUCCUGGGGGGUCAGUCAACAGCCUUCUCUCUCUCUCAUCACUCCACACAUCACCUAGAACAAUGUCACCACUCCCAUGAUUUCAGUUGCCAUUUACAUACUAACAAUUCUUGAUCUGUAUCUCUAAUUCAGAGCAUUGGACAGAAUUUAAAAAUUCAUCUAUUCAAUUGUUUGCCCAAUAUUUGCACCUGGUUAUCCCAUAAUAUCUGAAAUUAAGCAUGUCCAAACAAGGAGCUCAGCAUCCUUCUAAAUCUUUUCUGCUUAUGAUUCCUUUCUCAGCAAAUGGCAUAUUCCUCUCCUCCGUGUUCAGAUAGGAAUUAUAGCUGGCAUUUAACUCCUGUUUCUUCUACACUCCCCACAUAUUACCAAGUCUUCUCUACUUUAUUUCUAAAAAAUGAUUUAACCUUUCUAUAUCAUUCCCAGCAUCACUAUCCUCAUCCAUACCACCAGCAUCUUACCUGGAAUGCUAUUUUAGAAUCCGAAUUGGGCUUCCUGCCUUCAUUUUCCAUUGUAUAAUUACAGUAAUAUUUCUAAAAUAUAACUUAUCUUCUUAAUCUAAAUGUUUUAAUGGCAUCUUGUUGCCAUUAUGAUAAACUUCUUAUUCAUUAAUUUAUUUUACAGACCCUUCAUGAAAUGUUUAUUUUUUGAAAGAGACAUGCUUUCUUACUUCCCAAUUUUUGUACAUACUUUACCUUCUAUCUUUAACCUCUCCUCACCAGACUGACCUACACCUGCACAGCCUCAACUUGGACAUCAUGUCCUCCAGGAAAAUUCCGACUCCUUAAAUCUAGUUUUAGUUUCUCUCUAUGCAUUUGCUUCCUCAUUAUGCAGAAUCCAGUACUUCCUCCAUUAGGCAAUAGGCUUCAUGAGGGCAGAGAACACAUCUGUCAUGUCCUUAAUUACAUUGUGAGUGCCCAGCACAACACUUGGCAUAUAAAAUGUGCUCAAAAUAUUUGUCAAAUAAAUAAACCAACUUUGUUCACCCAUGUUUUCAUGUUCUUCCCAUUGUCCAUUAUAACAAAGAAGAUCUAUAGUUGGUUGUACUUUAGAGUUCUUUGACUCCAAAAUAUAGUUUUUGUGCAUAGAGUGGUCUGAUGUAUACAUUAUAAUGUUUUAAAGUUUAUUCACUUUUGACGGAAGAAUAUUACUAUUUGCAUACUAUACACUUGCAUUUUUUAGGAGAAAACAUAUUGUCAUUGUUGGACUAGGUCAAGUUACUAUUUCUCAGAAAGAGUGUUUUACAAUACAUGUGAUCACUGAUGCUACUACAAUUUCUAUUUUUGCAGUAUUUUUCAGUAGACCUUUAUCUACUAAAUUUUAAUUAAAAAAAAAAAAACUCUUAAGCUGUAAGCAGGGAUUCUUAAGUAUUUAAACUUGGUAUUUUAGGUUCCAGAAUACACUGUUACACUAUAGCCUAAUAGCCCAGACCAUAUAUGUUAAAUAACAUAUAUAUAAAGUACUUUGUUAUUCUUCCUAAUAAAUAAGACUCUUUUACAAGCCUGCA
Messenger RNA from Sciurus carolinensis (gray squirrel), 5410 nucleotides. RefSeq names its product family with sequence similarity 241 member A (gene Fam241a). The record is from RefSeq and is a predicted model, not a curated record. Gene Ontology annotation, cellular component: intracellular membrane-bounded organelle. The transcript is spliced from 2 exons. The coding region runs from base 175 to 576 and encodes 133 amino acids. NCBI's taxonomy places the organism in Eukaryota, Metazoa, Chordata, Mammalia, Rodentia, Sciuridae.